CUGGGAGGCCCGGGCCGGAGCCGCUUCCCUGAGCGCGGAGGCCGGCGGGAGGCGGAGGUGUCGGGCGGGUGCCGCGGGCAGCACUCAGCGGUACCGGCGGCGGCUGCCGCGCUGGAAGGGGCCGCUCCGACCUCCCGCCCCUUCCCUCACCCUUCUCUCACCCUUCCGAUGUCCCGGGGUGCCGCCGGUCCUGCGCCGUGAUUGGCUGAGGAGAGAGGGGAGACCUGCGUCAGACCGCUGCAGCUGACGCCACGGGGGCUUUGUUGGGGCUGAGCAGGGAGGAAAGGUCAAGAUGAAGAACCAGGGUGGGGAGACCAAAGCCACCCCACGGCCUGCUGGCUCUACCAAAAUGGGCAGCGGUCUGGUGCUGGAGGAGAGCGACUCCACCGAGGCUGCAGCACCCCUGGAAGCUCCCCCGGCGCAGGAGGACGCCCGGUCCCCCCGGCCCGCCCUGCCGGACGUCUCCGAGGAGCUGAGCAGGCAGCUGGAGGACAUCCUGAACACCUACUGCGUGGAUGCCAGCCAGGAGGGCCCGGGGGAGGACGGGGGGCAGGGCGAGCCCCCCGAGCCCGAGGAGGCCGAGAAGAGCCGCAGCGAGUCCCCCCGCAACGGCGAGCAGGAGCCGGGCGGCCCCGAGAUGAACGGAGAGAAGGAGGGCGGCAAGGGCGGCGAGGAGGGCGGCGAGAGGGACCAGAGGAGGGCUCAGGAGAAGAAGAAAGCCAAGGGCCUGGGCAAGGAAAUCACUUUGCUGAUGCAGACACUGAACACCCUGAGCACGCCAGAGGAGAAACUAGCAGCCCUCUGCAAGAAAUACGCUGAGCUGCUGGAAGAGCACCGUAACUCCCAGAAGCAGAUGAAGAUCUUGCAGAAGAAGCAGACUCAGCUGGUGCAGGAGAAGGAUCACCUGCAGAGUGAGCACAGCAAGGCCAUCCUGGCCCGCAGCAAGCUGGAGAGCCUCUGCCGGGAGCUCCAGAGGCACAACCGCACCCUCAAGGAGGAAGGCGUCCAGCGCGCCCGGGAGGAGGAGGAGAAGCGCAAGGAGGUGACCUCCCACUUCCAGGUGACACUGAAUGACAUCCAGCUGCAGAUGGAGCAGCACAACGAGAGGAACUCCAAGCUGCGCCAGGAGAACAUGGAGCUGGCCGAGCGGCUCAAGAAGCUGAUCGAGCAGUACGAGCUGCGCGAGGAGCACAUUGAGAAAGUCUUCAAACACAAGGACCUGCAGCAGCAGCUGGUGGAUGCCAAGCUCCAGCAGGCACAGGAAAUGCUGAAGGAGGCAGAGGAGAGGCACCAGCGGGAGAAGGACUUUCUGCUGAAGGAAGCUGUGGAAUCACAGAGGAUGUGUGAACUGAUGAAGCAGCAGGAGACCCAUCUCAAGCAGCAGCUGGCUCUCUACACAGAGAAGUUUGAAGAGUUCCAGAACACCCUUUCCAAAAGCAGUGAAGUCUUCACAACCUUCAAACAGGAGAUGGAGAAGAUGACUAAGAAGAUCAAGAAGCUGGAGAAGGAGACCACGAUGUACCGCUCCCGCUGGGAGAGCAGCAACAAGGCCCUGCUGGAAAUGGCUGAAGAGAAAACCCUUCGGGACAAGGAGCUGGAGGGGCUGCAGGUGAAGAUCCAGCGGCUGGAGAGGCUGUGCCGAGCCCUGCAGACGGAGCGCAACGACCUCAACAAGAAGGUGCAGGACCUGUGCGCCCAGGCGCCCCGCCCCCACCCGCAGCCCCCCCGGGAGCCCGCCCCGGCGGGGCCGGAGCCGGCGGCAGGAGCUGCCCCGGCGGGGCCGGAGCCGGCGGCGGCGGCAGGAGCUGCCCCGGCGGGGCCGGAGCCGGCGGCGGCGGCAGGAGCUGCCCCGGCGGGGCCGGAGCCGGAGCCGGCGGCGGCAGGAGCCGCCCCGGCAGAGCAGCACCUGCCUGAGGAUCGUCUGCAGCCCGGGAAGCCGGCGGCCAGCAGGGAUCCUGCGGAGAGCUUGGCAGAACUGAGCACAGGAACCUUGGGGCGAGGCGGGACCGAGGCGCCCGGCGCUGACUGA
Dryobates pubescens (Downy woodpecker) is the source of this 2029-nucleotide messenger RNA. It is a transcript of the gene TXLNA, whose product is annotated as taxilin alpha. The transcript is spliced from 11 exons. Gene Ontology annotation, molecular function: syntaxin binding. The record is from RefSeq and is a predicted model, not a curated record. Bases 293 to 2029 code for a protein of 578 amino acids. NCBI's taxonomy places the organism in Eukaryota, Metazoa, Chordata, Aves, Piciformes, Picidae.